AUGCCCGAUCACCAAAGCGGACAACUGGAUCCAGUCGCAGGCGUCGACGAAUUCCGCUCGGGAGUCAAGCUCCAACCACCGUUGUCCCGAGUCUAUGUGGAAGAAGCAGCCCGCAGGUUGGCCAAGGCUAGGAUUGGGGACAAACUACUCUUACCCAACGUUCUAGGACAUGACGUUGAGAGCAACUAUGAACCGACCGACAACUCGGACGACCGCGAACUGGUCUUCCAUUCGAGAGCAGUCGCAGUCAGGAAGCCAUACUCGUACCAGUACGAAGUGGAAGCCAUGUCGAGUUGCUUCCCUCUUCCGUUACAACACCACUCGACACGAGGCUACGUAGCGUACAACGAAUACUAUUACCCCGGGGCCCUCCGUGAGAUGAAUAACGCGACCUUCGUCGUCGUCUUUCCCGGACACAAUGAAACCCUUGUCCAUCGGGAGCUCAUCGGAGACUACGCGCAGGAAGAGCGUAUACCGGCUGGCCUUCUUUGCGAGCGGCUCGAGUACGAAACCAACGGGAACCCGCCGGAAAUUCCUAAUGAACCCAGGGGAAGACGCCUUCUGAAGAUCAUCAAAGAGGAGGACUGGUACGCGCUUCCCGUUCCCAACGAUAGUUGGGAUCGUUUUCACUGCGGCAAGAACAUGUGA
Molecule: messenger RNA, 648 nt
Organism: Trematosphaeria pertusa
Lineage: Eukaryota; Fungi; Ascomycota; Dothideomycetes; Pleosporales; Trematosphaeriaceae
Exons: 2
Coding region: 1-648 (215 amino acids)
Source: RefSeq, a predicted model, not a curated record